AAUUUCGGACCAUGAACAGUUCAGCAUCAUUAUCAUCUCGUCGCAGUUGGGACCGAACGUAGGCUCAAGUGUGAUCACAAAGAGCGCGCGCGAUUUCGUAAAUUGUUUUUCGGUUGUUUCGUUGAAUUUUUUGGUUCGAUUGACAACACAAGAGACAGUAAUAAAUACACCCUAUCAUUGCGGGGGAAAUUCUUUCUACGCCAUUGGAAUGUCUGACCUGUUACUUCCUCGCUGGGUGUGAUGAGACGACCAGUCAACAACAUAAUCGCUAUCAAUAGUGCCGGAGAGACACAGCGAAAACAACGCAUCUUGACACGGAUGUGAACAAGUCGUAUUCGUUUGUCUGUUUUUUUAUGAGUUUCCUCUCGUUUCAAAAUAAUGACUACGAUUUGAUUUCAUCGUCGGAAUGUCCGGGCGUUUUAUAAAUGAAUGUUUUGUUUUCUCAGAUGACAGAGUAUUUUGCGUUGAAUCAAAGAUAAGCGUACAGUUUGAUUGAAGUGAAAAAGGGGAGUCUCUGGCGGAAAAGUGCAACUUCAACGGGGGAGGCUGGAUUACAACGUUUUCAAUUCGCGAGGAAUUCGCCUCAGGCUGUGUGGAAAAUGAGAAAAGCUGGACAAGAAGAUUAUUUUAAAGUGAUAGCAGCUUUAAACAACAAGAAAAGUGAAAAUUUGAAGUUGUAGUCUUAUUUUUCUUUUCGUUCGCUGUCGCCUGAAGUGGUGAGCAAUCGUCGUGUUGUGGUUGUGUUGGUGCGUACGUGGAAAAGGACGGAAAAAGGAUCACAUAACCAGGAGCCGCUCCGUCCCGACAGUCUUGCGACUCAUGGGCUCAGGUCCAGUGCCCAUGUGUUGGUAAGGACUAGCCGUGUGAGUCUCAUGCUAGAGCACUGAUACCAGUGCAUAAAAUUUUCCGCGUUUACUAUUUGUUGCUGCUCAAUUUAUUGUUGUUGCUAUCACUGUAGCUUUAUUGGUAGUGGUAGUGGUGAAAAUAGCAACUCAAUGGAUAUCCUCGUCAGUAUAUAGCAUGUAAAAAAAACCUUCGGUUCAACGUGUACAGAAAACUAUAGUGUAUCAACCGGGAGUAGGCUUUAUUAUCAUCAUCAACAGAUUAUCAAAGCGAGGGUGCGCGUGUUAGAAGCUUAUUUGAUUUACUCGUAUCUCGCACCACAGCUUCCCUUGCGGUUAACGUGCAAUCUGAUAUGAGAGUACGCGGGAGAUGUGCAGGCAAUCUGAUCGAAUGCCCAGACACCACCACCCAGACGUAACAUCUUUAACAGUUUAGUAAAUCAGUAGACGUUGCGGCCGAGCAGAAUUCAAAUCCGGCGAACCCUGUUUAUUACGCAGCCUGGUUCACGACAAAAACGGCCCCGACGCGCCUCCAUCUGUCUCCAGCGCUGGUAGCGGCGACUCUUUCGAGCUUAUACCGGAGAAACUUCAUGCAUUACGAGACGCGAAAAGCUACGCCGAACUGCGUCGCAUUCUGGACCGUAAUGGGAAGUAUCUAAGCCGCACUAAUGCCACAAUCGGUGACCAAGGUCAGCGCAGCAAUGGAAGGGCGGAUGUAUGCCGGACAAAGAAACCAAUUCAUGUAGGAACAUACCUGAACACUAAUGCCGAGUUCAGUUGUUUCCAGCAGUGCGUCAAGGAUAGUACUAUUUUCCAUAGUGCAAAAAGAUUGGAAAUCAACAGAAUUAACAAUAGUUGCUACAGUGAAGGUAUCCAGUGGCACUUGAAAUAUUUAGGUGCUUGUACGAAACGCGCGGAAGUCAUUAAACAAAGGUUCAUUGAGAAAAAGUGGUUCAACCAUCUGGAGACCAAGGCUGGUUCAGUGUUUGAAGAAGUGGAGAAAUCUGAUUCUCAGUUACCGUCAAACAACCCGUUUUCUUCGGAAAGGCGAAUCUUUCGGUGCAGUAUUAUGAACAGUUAUCCAUCGGAUCAGUGUCAGGGAAGUUCAGAAAAGUUACAACAUUUAAUCGAUAAUUUUCAUCAACUGAAACUGAAUGCGGCGGAGUUGGAAAACGGUGCGAUACCAAAAAUUAUCCUGACAGACUGUUCCUCCAGUCUGGUCUGUAAUGAGAAUAACUCAGUACAGAACAAUAACGGGAAACCUAGUCCAGAAGAAAAUUCUUUUGAACAAUAUGUUAACGAUAGCAGUGAUAAUCAUCUGAAUAAUAACGGCGGUUGUUUACUGCAACCUCAUUUCAACAAUUCCAAAUUGGAUUGCUGUCUAGAAAUUCCAGCUACUAGUUUUUACCAAAGUGAAGCAAGGCCUCCGUGAAAUCUUACAAUUUACACUCUGCUCAGGCAUUGAAUUAAGAACUAUGAUAGUGAGAAGUAGUUUCCUCUGUAAUUGUAAUCAUCUUCAUCAUCGUUCACUCAGUAGAGCCAUCGAAGACAACUGCGGCCAACGGUUUGGAGAACGAGCUGGCAGAUAGAACCAACACGCUCGUAACCGCCAACCGAUUGGCAAACCAUGGUUUCAAUUAUGGACGUCAAACCUAAAAGACAAGUCUGUGAUAAUCGUGCAACACUGUCGCAAAGUGCUGUUAGCCAGAAAUCGAUCGAUCUAGAAAUCCCGAUUCCCCUCAAGUCGCCAACCUCGACCACUUCCCCCAUAUCGCCGGCAUCGGGUGCCUCCGAGACACAUUCUCCCACGACGGCUACCAGCACCGUUACGGACACCGAGCUGGCCAAACGAGCGAUGAAACUGGAUCUCAUCGAGGUCCAGAGCAGCUCAGCGGCGAGUGCCAGCGGUACGAGUGCAGCCAGCACCACCACCAACACACUUUUCUCGUCCUCGAACUCGGCCGCCACCUCGACCACCGCAAUCAUCAUGAAGCACCGGAAGUUGAAGGAACGCACAUUCAGUGACGAACUCGGCUCGCCAAAGUCGCCGGCAGCGGCUAUAGGUCAGAGUGGUGCCACACGGCCUGUGGUACCACCGCGACUAACACCGGUUUCCUCCACCCAAACAGAUGUCGUGGACGAUCGUAAGGCACUGCGUGACGCUCUCUACCAGGGAAUCUUUCAUCGCCAUCGACGGACGAUCUUCGCUGUCGGGAGCUUCCUGCGGAUGCUGAAGAGCCGCAACUCGUCCUACAACACGAUCCGUAGCUCGUCCGAGGGUGAGGACGAUACGCGAUAAAACCGAGGGAACCGGCAUCGGCGGAGAAAUGUAGGUAUACUCAACGGAUUGGACGGCGUGGCGGUCAUCGAAGACGCUGGCUCAUUGCCAGCAGACAGGCAUGCUGAACAUGUUUUACAGAUUACUACUGGUCAUGGAUGGAAGGAGCCUGCAUAGAGGAAUGUUCAAUCACGAGAGGAAUUUAGUGAGUAGGAAGACAAUGCAAGUUGAAGGAAAGUUAGAACAUUGUAUAGUAAAUCGAAGGCGUGGCGUGGCGAACGAUGAUUACGUUUCAGAAAUUUGCUCCAAUAAGGAGCAAAGUAGUAAUUCACUUAUGGUUUAGUAUCGAAGGUUUGAGGAAAGGUCAUCAUGAUAAAACUGUACAUGCUGUUAGAGAACUCUUUUAGUGCUUCGAAUUCAACGACACCCGCUAAGAAGUGCUUCACGCCCCCGUUCACGCUUUCUCCUGUGUUCACUUUUUCCGGUUAUGUAUAUCACUUGCAUUUAAUGUUAUCCAAUAGAUUAUCGUUAGACACUGUCAGCUAAAGAGCAAAGCUUUAUGGAAUUUUAUCGUGAAGGCAUCAACAAAUAAUAUUAAGACAAGAUGGUAUUCGUAAUACAAAAGGGAUGGUGGAGUAGGUAAUACACAAAAAAAAGAACUUAUAAUCUGUCGUCAACUGAUAACAGUCGGGCUGAGCACCUCGGGAAUCUGUAAACGUUCUGUUUCAAUCUGUGGCAUUAGAGUUUCUCUGAGGAAUAUUGCCUUCAGAAUGCAUUCCUACUCACGCAUGACAAGAGCCACAGAGAAACUCGAUGUCACUCAAUAGUGUCAAUAAUUUGUUAGAAUUUCUUUUUUAAGUGAAUUCUAUUCGGAGCGAUUUUCGUUUUUGCAAGAAAUCGGCAUCGUUGUCAUUUGAUCAUAUUUUUCGAGAUUUAACUAUAGUUAUGGUGAUUCGAUGAUUCGACAAAUGAUUACGCACUACUCAAACAAGCCGUAACCAUCACCUUGUUGAUCGAUGGGAUUGUCUUGAUUGGUUCAAGCCCGGAUUGCUUUCAUAAUCGCUCUUUGUUAAGGUUUAUCCCUUAUCGAUCAAGGUAAAAGCUAAUCAGGGUUACGACUAAGAAAAAAAACGCCAGAGCAGCAUCUCAAUCGAAAUCACAACUGCGCACUUUUUCCGAUGAUUUCAAAUAUACACAUGACAAUCACACGAAAACCUUCGACCAUUUGUGCAAAGCUUCAGUUUAUAGAAUAAUAAUUGCCCGGAAGCUUACUACAAUCCCACUUACUUCAAGCUUGAGAAUACUUCGAUUUAAAUAUAGGUUUCUGUUUCGUAUUCUUAUUUUUCUAUGUUGCUGAGAGUUGAAUUGAUAGACUUAUCGUAUAAUACAACCAUUUCAUAGGCGAAAUAUUGUAUUCAUUCAAUCCAGCUCAAACCACUCGAAUGAGAAAACAACAAAUAUAUUUAAAAAACAGGAAAAUAUUUGAGCAUGCACCAAUGAUGGUGCAUAAUUCACUCAAAAAGUUCGUGAGAUGAUAAAUAUGAUGCCAAUAUUGAUAAAUCAACAAUGGAUUCUUUUUUUACGCGACUAUUUUUACGUAGAACUACAUUAUUAAGUAACGUCACGUUUUUAUGAAAUAAUGUUAACGUUAAUAACUAGUUUUGCUGUAAAAGGAUGUUGAUGCAUACCAAUCGAAUCGGAGAUUUUCUAAGAUUUGUUUGACAUGCGAUACAUUACAAUUCCCUAAUCUGGAUGCAUUAUUAUGUCCUCAUACAUUUGUGUGCUUACCUACCCGUACUAUCAAUAACAAACAACUCAUGCAUCGCAAGGGAACUAUUGACAGCCAUUCUCGAUUCAGCUAUGUUGUCAUCCAGCUAGCAAUCAGACGGCAGAGGCAGCGAGACUUUCUAAAUGGCCUUUUUCAUGGCAAAGAGUUAAGUUUUUUCGAAAAAACCAAUCAAUUUUAUAAGCAGCAGCGAUCUAAAUGCACGCUGAUUCGAAACAAAAAACAUCCGUUUUCAUCCACAGGGAAAAUAAUUCAGACUAUGGGAAUCGAGAGAAUAUUUUACGCUCACUUUGAUUCUCGCGAUAAACACAAAGCGGAUUUUUUUUGGCGAGUUAUGAUUAGCCAAAAAAAAUCAUUUUUUGUGAUUUCUUGAUGCGGAUAAUGGGGUUUCACUUCUUUAGUACAGCUGAAAACAUUACAUGAAAACAUGCGGUUACAUUGGGUUUCAUCGUGAAGUGGACAUGAGAUGAGGUCAUAUUUACACAAUUCAGCCGAUGUCCAAAUUCAGGUCGUUUGGACGCUGUCUAAGCAGGCUAACGUUGGUAAAGUAAGCUUUGGUUUUUCACUCCAUAUUUUCAGUACUAAAUGAGAGACGAAAAAGCAUUCUCCUUGAUCUUCAGAGAGAGAGAUUUUCCCACAUCUCUUUCUCUGGAAAAAAAAUUCGGUGAAAAGGAAGAGACGAAAAUUUUAGCAUUGCACACAGAGAUGCCAACAAAAUUUUUGAAAAACUGGAAAAAUUUUAAAAAAUCUGAAUAAAAGCUGGAAGAAUUUUUUUAGAAAUUUUUUCUCAGUUUUUUCCAUAUUAGCAAUAAAAAUGAGGAUAUACAGUAACAAUAUCAGUAUGUAGUAUUGGUACUUACGUAUUAACACAACCGGAGGGUAAUUUUCGUUAUGAAAUAAUUUUUUGGCAAUGAAAUUUAUGCUGAGGCUAACGUAAUCGGGGUGAAAUAAUUAUCUAACGAGGAUAUGGAACCGACGCGGCCUCAAACCGCCAAUAUGACGCAAUUCGAGUCGGCCGCCGAUCCGUUGUCGGAAGCUGGGGCCUCUCGCAAGCAGAACUGUUUUCCAACGAUUUCCCGGUGAGUUUUUAUGAAUUUUUGCUCUGAAAUAUAUCAAUUAUAUUUCAAAGCAAAAAAGUAACCGGAAAACGUAUGCCGUCCGACAGUCGCUGAUGCUCGGUCGAACCUAACUAUCCUAUGUUGCAAACUAACCGGACAAUCUUUAACCUCAGAAUAAAUUUUAUCGCAAUUAAUUAAUUUCGCAAUGAAAAUUUCGCUCCGGUAACGUUAAUACGUAAAUAUCGCAACAUUUUUAAUUUUCCUUGUCCUGUUUGUGAUCAUGCAUUGUAACAUUAACUUUUUUACAUUUUGUCAUUCUAACUAAUCCUGACUGUUCUUUAUGAAUGUCUACAUAAUUUUUGGGAGCUAGAAUUCCUCGCAUAGUUUUUGUCCCUGUUCUAUUUCUUAGUUUUUUUUGUACAACUUGUAUUCUGAAAACAAUCGCUCAACGGUUGCAGAGGCAAAGCCAGAAAUGUUGGAAUAUUUUUUCUCUUUUUGAGAAAAGCACAAUUAUUGUCAUUUUUUUAAUGACAAAAUCUUACCCCAAAAGAAAGAAACCUUGCGUUCGUCCACAGUGAAGGCAGUAAAAUCCAGGUUUCGGAUCUCCCUAAAUUCAUUAUCGAUAUCUUAAAUAUAUUUUCGAUCGCAAACUUUGAGGGAAUCAAUUGAUAUGUGCUCCAUUUAUAUGACAUUAGUUGGAUCAAUUAUCGUCAUGUUAAAAAUCAAAGUAUCCUAAAUUUUACAUACGGACGAAUAUUCAGACCGACAUAAUUUGGCUGAUCGAUCUGUACGUUGUUCAGAUUGGUCACAUUUUUCAUAUAGCCUGCCUUAAAAAAUUAUCCAAAAGUGUCCUGAAUAAUUUACGUUUACAUAUAUCCACAAAACGUCAACAGGCUUUGUAUUAGUGCCCUAAUGAUCGAAAACUUACUGCAACAUUUCCAACGGUUCGGACUUUCGCUUUGAAAUAAUCCGUUAAUAUUGUUCACCAUGCUCAGAGCAUAAGGAAGGAAGGUUAAAUAAAUAAUCGUUUUGGUUACUCGUCAUAGAUCUUACGUUAUUCUCAUCUACUUAAACAACCAAAAUAAAUUCGAAGCGGUUCGUAACGUUCCGAUAUACGUUUGACAACACUUUCCAAUGAAAUUCACCGCGUGGGUGACGAUUUUCAAAGACUUCAACUCUAAGAGAGUUUGAAAUUAAACAAACUUACUGCUUCGUAACGGAUUAUAGCUGAGAUAGGAGUAAAUAUCCUUACACAACUGCUCGAUUCUCUUAGGCAUGUGUUUAUAUACAUAUUAUUCACACAGGGUCAUCCUAUGGCAAUACAUUCUAGUAUAAACAAGUCUGGGUACGAAAGAGUAUAAUUUGGGGGAGUAAAAUACUUGAGAAUGAUGAAAAAAUAAUAAAAAAAAGCUAUAAUGGAUAAUAAAAGGAUAAUGGAUUCUUCAGCUGUAAAAAUUUGAAAAAGCUGCAAAUUUUUUGUCUAUGGCUGUUUUGCUGGCAUGCUUUAAAAAAACUGGCAAUAUCCAGGAGAAACUGGAAGUUUGGCAACUCUGAUUGCACAAAUCAUCGGGAACUAGAUUGAUUGACUGAAUACUUAUCUCGCAGCUGAGCGAGAAUUUCGAUCUCUGGUAAGCAGCUUUGAAUCUGGUGAAAUGAUACAAUGCGUCGGUUUUCAUGCCGUCUGGUCGAGAGCGCUUGUGUGUUUUCGCAUCACACACGCAUACAUUGUAGUUUUUAUUCGUUGCCGAAUAUAGAUUAAAAUGGUAACCAUCAAGCGUUUUUGAUGUUUUAUUUAUUGGAAAUGUGGGAUAAGGAAUAAUGGGGGAACAAACAUAGAAUCGCGUGUGACCAUGUGUGUGUCAACUGAAAAAAUACCGCCACGAUAGCUGAUAUAGCUAUAAAACAGAUAAGAAGAAUAGUACCUGUGAUGCACAAGCAGUACAUCGCCAGCUUGUAUAUUGUUCUCGAGAGAUAAAGAAUGACGAUUGUUCACACACCCAGGCCCGAUUGGCCCCCAACGAGCAAUAAGUAUAGAUGGCUGCACCAAUAUGAUUGAGGAUCAUUUUCGAUAAAACAAUACCACAAACUAGUCAGAGUUUCUGAUUACAACACUGCUGACUAUUUUAUAUGUGUGAGUAAUUUUCGUGUACGUUAUAAAAAAACAAUCUAGCUCACCUGUAGUAUAUGUCAAACCACGUUGAACUCAAACAUAUUUGCAUGCAUACGUGAUACAUGAGAGAGAGAAACGAAUUAAUUUUGGGGGGAGUUACUUAAAUAUGCAAUGGAGUCCAUUUGACGGGGAAGAAUGAAAUGAGAAAUUUAUAUUGGGAUUGAGGAAUAUUUUGAGUAAGGACUAUUAAAUUGGGACAGUUUGUAUGCUACAACAGACACGAUGACAUAUAGAAUGCUCAAGGAAGUUGAUAAAUUCUCCAAUUCGAAAAAAAUCCCAGCCCAACCCGGAUAUCGGACCUGCCGCCUUCAGCUUGGUAAUUGCAUGCCUUCACCGACUAAGCUAUGAAUGAGACCCUACAGGAAUGGGUUUCUUGAAUUCCAGAACAUCCUUAGAUGAGGUAAUACGUACUUGAGGUAACUGUCGUACAAGUUCCUGAAUCCCGGGAUAGUUAUAGUAUCUCAUGAAUAAUAUUGUACGAUCGAAGUGAUAUAAUAUUCUAUACAGAUCGAAACUUGUUCUUGAUAUAUCUUUAGAAUCUCGAAACUAUUGUAAAUGUACUGCAGUAGAUACCCUAUCCCUAUUUAAGUUUGAACCUCAUUCAAUCAAAGGAUCAAACUUUUAUGUUAAUUACGAAGCGUUUUUUUUACACGUUUUGUUCAAAAUUGCACUAUUUUUUGCGCAAUGUUUUUCAAAAAAUUCUGUGGCACUGAAAAUGUUUUGAUGUGGUUCCGAAGAUGAUUGAUUCAAUCGUUUUGUUUUUACGAGAACAUUACAUCAACUAACCAUAUGCCAUAUUCCUCUUUUGCAACCUUUGUAAUUGUACCUGCACAAUCAUCGGCUUGAAUUGGUCUUCAUCUAUACUAUUACUGUGAAACGUAGUCAUACAUAAGGAAAUAUGAAAUCGAAAUUUUGGUAGAACAGGCUUGUAUUGCCUUAACAUAAGAUACCAUUUAUGUUAAGGCAAUACAAGCCUGUUCUACCAAAACUCAAAACUAGCAACAUCAUCAAAACUAGGAACAUCUACGAAUAAUCCAUCGAAGUUAUUGACUAAUGCGUCAAAGCAGCAUUGAAGAAAUAUGACCAAUACAAUGUUCAGAGAUAAAACCAGUGAAGAAAGAUGAAGAAGAUCUCUCUAACAUUUGUGGAACAUUGAUUAGUUUAAAGUCAUUCUUCCAUCAUAUAUUAAGAAUUAUUCUUAUUACCUGAUUUCCAAAUUUUUUCCCAAAAUUUGAUAAUAAUCAGAUGUACCUUAAUUUCACACUUGUUCCGAUUUUUUUGUAUAAAUUCGAGGAUUAGGAUUAGGUGAAUUUACGAUAAAUUAAACUACAAUUGAUCAGAAACCGAUUUUGAUAAUACAAACUUUUAUUAGAUAAAGUUUAUCAUUAUCAACGUUACUAAUGUAUACUCGACUAUGCAAUUGAGCAGCACCCCAUUCUUAUGCAGUAGUUCUAUGACAAAGGAAAGAUCUAACAAAACGAAAAAAUGCUCCAUUUUAUUAUCCCAAAAUUUACACAAAAUCGGGGAACUCGGUUUGUCAGAACACAACAAGGAAAAACAACAUCCCAUUCCAUGGCAGCUCGGAAAGGUGUUUGGCCACGAAGAAACGCAUACCAGUUGAUGGCAGAAAUAUUUGUAAAAUACUGGAAAAAAAUCUACUGUAAAUGGAAUAAAAAGAGCUUUCGUCGCACAGUAUCGCUUGCACAGUCAUUCUCCUACUUCACGACGGGUAAAGUUUAUUAGAACAGGGGCUGGCAUAAGCUCUCCAAUACGAUCGAAAAUCGUACGAAGUCUGUAAAUAAGCCUGCAUAGAAGGGAAACUUUAUAGAAUCCAAACUGUCGGCAAAUCCACAUAUCUACUUACCAAUCAAUCCAGAGAAACUUUUCAAACCCUAAAAAAGUACCCCAUCAAACGAAAACCCGUCAUUUUUCAGAGAUUCAUUAUCAACCCGAAACAAUUGAUCGGAAUUAAUGAACUCACAUCCAUUUGUUUGUCUCACGUAACCAGAAUUAAAAGUAUCGGUUCAUCAUGCGGAAAACAAACAUUCUGCCAGGCAAUCGGCAAUCAGAAUGGAAAUGAAAAACAUGUGUGUUGUGUGUGGCAUUGAAAAACAAAUUGCAUCAAUCUGCAAUCAAAAUAUGCAACUUGUUUUCGAGUAUCGACUCACACAAAUCGGACGCCCACUUUUAUUGUGCAACAAAUGGCGGAUAUAACUCAUCCUACCCCUAUCCCGGAUAUUGCUGACAGCGUGGAAACCGUAUUGUUUCCCUUCCAUUGAAUAAUGCAAGCAAGAUGAUGCUAUAAAUGGAACCGAAUGGGAAUGAAAAACAAAAAGAAACAAUUGUUACUGGCUCAUGGAGGCGAUACCAAAACGACGACGUUAUUCACGGGAACAGACAUUUUAACGCGCUAGAGCAUAAAUUAGUUAUUUGAACCCAAUUUUUGUAAGCCGCAAAAAAACAAACAAAAACUACUUUGUAAUGCCAACGUCAUUGUUAAUUUUUAUAUCUUAGAAAAAAAAAAGCAUAUAGGACAAGCUCGGGCUAGGAAGCAAUUAACCCAACUAGUUGAAUAGUGUUUAAUAUCAGCAUUUCGUGGAUAGUGAAUCAUUAAUCGAAGCAAAAUACACGCAUUUCGUAUGAGAAAAAGUACUGCGUUAUAUAUAAUAAAUCAUAAAAAAAACAUCAAGUUAAGUUUAUACGCUAUCAAAGUAUAACACUAAUACUGGGUAUAAUACAUUUAAGCUAGGUCGGAUGUUUUGCAUCAAUGAAAAGAAACGGAAAAAGGAUGUACAUUUAAUGGCUUUCAAGGACAAGAUGCAUAGUUACAACUAAUAAAGAAUUGAUAACAACAUUAUGUUAACGUGUUAAUUGUUUAUGAUGACAGCGAUCAAGGUGUAACCGUUAGAAGUAUAGCUAAAUCAAGUUGCUUUAGCGCCACUCCCAGAAAGGAGACCACCUCUCGUGUUGAAUUGCCCGACUAACUAUUUCAAUCCUCUCAGGGUCAA
Toxorhynchites rutilus septentrionalis is the source of this 11142-nucleotide messenger RNA. RefSeq lists its product as uncharacterized. NCBI's taxonomy places the organism in Eukaryota, Metazoa, Arthropoda, Insecta, Diptera, Culicidae. The record is from RefSeq and is a predicted model, not a curated record.